AUGGAGAGCUCCACUCAGCAGAUCUCUGAGGAGCACAUCCAAGGUUUCCACUUCUCGGAUGCCCAGGACCAGACGCGGGUGACCCAGCCCGCCAAUCCAGUGCAGGCCCAGCCUGAGGUUGGCAGUAGCUCGAGUCCCUGUGCAGCCGAGGCCAGCGCUGGGCAGGCCAUCAGGAGCCCAGCGACCAAGCCACCCUGGGCGGGGCCUCCAGCUGUCUGCCCCCCGGCUGCCACCCACUGCGGCAUGUGGGGCCGGAGCCAGGAGGGGCUGCAGCCUCUGACGGCCUGCUGGGCCCCUGGAGCCACCUCCGCUGGGGACGAGCGGGCCGUGCCCGAGGGAGAGCCUGCGCCAGGCCCAUCUGCGGAAGCUUCCUGCUCGCAGAGCGCGGCCGGGCAGAGCCAGCCCCGGGGGACUGCGUGGGACGUGCUGGCCUUUCCCCCGCGCAUGAUGGCCGAGCAGCUCACCUGGAUGGACCUGGAGCUAUUCAAGAAGGUGGUUCCCCAGCAGUGCCUGGGCGCCGUGUGGGCCCGGCGGAGAGAGAAGGGGCGCGGUGAGCACACGGCCCCCACGGUCCAGGCCACCGUCACCCAGUUCAACAACAUCGUCAGCUGCGUCAUCACCUCGUGCCUGGGAGUCCAGACCAUGAGCGCCCGGGACAGGGCUCGGCGCGUGGAGCACUGGAUUCAGGUGGCCAAGGGGUGCCAUCAUCUGCGCAGCUUCUCUGCUCUCCACGCCAUCCUCUGUGCCCUGCGGAGCAGCACCCUGCAGAGGCUGCACAAGACCUGGAACCACGUGUGCAGGAACAGGCUGCGGAAGUUCCAAGAACUCUGCAGAACGGAUUACAAACACAGCAGGAUACUCUUCUUCGAGGAGACACAAGGCUGGAUGGUGUCGCUGCUAAAGAAGCCCUAUACCUUAGAGAGGAAAUGUAAGAAGGGAGCAGUGCCCUUCCUGGGCAAGGCGCUCGCGGAGCUACUGAGGCUGCACUACAUGGAGGAUUAUCUGCAGGGUGAUAUUGUCCUGGAGCAGCGGGAGAUAAGGGAAAACCACAUUCUCAAUGAAAUUGUGCUGCUGCAGGGAGACUCGGACGCGUAUGACCUGGAGCCCGUGGACUCUUUCAUGGAGUCAUUCCGGACCAUGGAGAGGCUGAGCGGGGAGGAGAGCUAUGCCCUCUCCUGCCUGCUGGAGCCCAGACCCCUGCCAGGCAGGAGGGCAGCCGCAGACCCGGAGCCCUGGAACACUGCCACCUUCUUCCUGCUAGACAUUUCCUGA
This is a messenger RNA of Sorex araneus (European shrew), 1272 nucleotides long. RefSeq names its product ral-GDS-related protein-like. NCBI's taxonomy places the organism in Eukaryota, Metazoa, Chordata, Mammalia, Eulipotyphla, Soricidae. Gene Ontology annotation, biological process: Ras protein signal transduction; positive regulation of GTPase activity. The record is from RefSeq and is a predicted model, not a curated record. Gene Ontology annotation, molecular function: guanyl-nucleotide exchange factor activity. The transcript is spliced from 13 exons. Bases 1 to 1272 code for a protein of 423 amino acids. Gene Ontology annotation, cellular component: plasma membrane.